CACCCCCUCCCUUGAUGGUGGCCCUUCGUAGCCACUGCCUCGCAGCAGAGUGACACGCAUUCUUUGGGGGGGUGAUAGGUUUUUGUUGGGGAAGGGGUGUUUUGUUUUGCUGUCGCAAGCAGCCGGUGCUCCAGCACAAGCGAAUUAAAAUGUCCACUAGAACUCCAUUGCCUACGGUGAAUGAACGCGACACUGAGAAUGAUGUCGUCUCUUCACUGGGGGAAGGCCUUUGCGAAAAGCACACCUCUCAUGGAGAAGGACGUCAAGAAGUUUCCUCUCGAACUGGGCGCUCUGGAGCUCGCUGUAGAAAUUCUAUAGCUUCCUGUGCAGAUGAGCAACCUCAUAUUGGAAAUUACAGACUUCUUAAAACGAUUGGAAAGGGGAAUUUUGCAAAAGUAAAGUUGGCUAGACACAUCCUUACUGGCAGAGAGGUUGCAAUAAAAAUAAUUGACAAAACACAAUUGAACCCAACUAGUCUUCAAAAGCUUUUCAGAGAAGUAAGAAUAAUGAAGAUUUUAAAUCAUCCAAAUAUAGUGAAGUUAUUUGAAGUAAUUGAAACUGAAAAAACUCUCUACUUAAUCAUGGAGUAUGCAAGUGGGGGUGAGGUAUUUGACUAUCUGGUUGCACAUGGAAGAAUGAAGGAAAAGGAAGCAAGAGCUAAAUUUAGACAGAUAGUAUCUGCAGUGCAGUACUGCCAUCAAAAGCAUAUUGUUCAUAGAGAUCUCAAGGCUGAAAAUCUAUUGCUAGAUGCAGAUAUGAACAUUAAAAUAGCAGACUUUGGUUUUAGCAAUGAGUUUACAGUUGGAAAUAAACUGGACACAUUUUGUGGCAGCCCACCAUAUGCUGCGCCAGAGCUCUUCCAAGGCAAGAAAUAUGAUGGACCUGAAGUAGAUGUUUGGAGUUUAGGUGUUAUUCUUUACACUCUUGUUAGUGGAUCUCUUCCUUUUGAUGGACAGAACUUAAAGGAACUGAGAGAGAGAGUACUAAGGGGAAAAUACAGGAUCCCUUUCUACAUGUCAACAGACUGUGAAAACCUCCUCAAACGUUUUCUGGUGCUAAACCCAACUAAAAGAGGCACUCUAGAGCAAAUCAUGAAGGACCGGUGGAUCAAUGCAGGGCAUGAAGAUGAUGAGCUAAAACCUUUUGUUGAACCAGAGCUGGACAUCUCAGACCAGAAGAGAAUAGAUAUUAUGGUUGGAAUGGGAUACUCUCAAGAAGAAAUUCAAGAAUCCCUUAGUAAAAUGAAAUAUGAUGAAAUCACAGCUACAUACUUAUUGUUAGGGAGAAAAUCAUCAGAGUUGGAUGCUAGUGAUUCAAGCUCCAGCAGCAAUCUUUCCCUUGCUAAAGUUAGGCCAAGUAGUGAUCUCAACAAUAGCACUGGACAAUCGCCUCAUCACAAAGUGCAGAGAAGCAUAUCUUCCAGCCAAAAACAGCGACGGUACAGCGAUCAUGCUGGACCAUCUAUCCCUCCAGUAGUGGCGUAUCCAAAAAGAAGCCAGACUAGCACUACAGACAGUGACCUGAAAGAAGAUGGAAUUCAGACAAGGAAAUCUAGCAGUAGUGCUGUUGGGGGACGAGGAAUUGCUCCGGCUAGCCCCAUGCUCGGAAAUGCUAACAAUCCAAAUAAGGCUGAUAUUCCUGAACGUAAGAAAAGUUCGGCUGUCCCCAGUAAUAAUACCGCACCUGGAGCAAUGACACGCCGCAAUACAUACGUUUGUAGCGAGAGAACCACUGCAGAUAGACAUUCAGUAAUCCAAAAUGGCAAGGAGAACAGCACUGGUCCUGAUCAAAGAACUCCUGUUGCUUCAACUCAUAGCAUCAGCAGUGCAACUACACCUGAUCGCAUUCGUUUCCCAAGAGGAACUGCCAGUCGUAGCACUUUCCAUGGUCAACUCAGAGAGCGACGUACUGCUACAUAUAAUGGACCACCUGCCUCACCCAGUCUAUCCCAUGAAGCAACACCGCUUUCACAGACUAGGAGCAGGGGCUCCACUAAUCUUUUUAGUAAAUUAACUUCAAAACUAACAAGAAGAAACAUGUCAUUCAGGUUUAUCAAAAGGCUCCCGACUGAAUAUGAGAGGAACGGGAGAUAUGAGGGCUCAAGUCGCAAUGUAGCUGUGGAUCAGAAGGAUGAAAACAAGGAAGCCAAGCCCCGUUCGCUGAGGUUUACUUGGAGCAUGAAAACUACCAGUUCCAUGGAUCCUAACGAUAUGAUGAGGGAAAUUCGUAAAGUCCUGGAUGCCAAUAAUUGUGACUAUGAACAAAGAGAGCGUUUCUUGCUUUUCUGUGUCCAUGGCGAUGGACAUGCGGAAAAUCUUGUACAGUGGGAGAUGGAGGUGUGUAAACUGCCAAGACUGUCACUGAAUGGAGUCCGCUUUAAGCGGAUAUCGGGAACAUCCAUAGCUUUUAAAAACAUUGCUUCCAAAAUUGCCAAUGAAUUAAAGCUGUAAGAAAAAGUAAUUAAGUUGUAAAUUAAGUAGCAAUUUCGAGUGUUUUUGAGAACACCGAUGGAAAUGUAUAGAAUAAUAUUUAGGCAAUAACUUCUACAUCUUCUGAAUCAUGAUAUUAAAAAAAAAUUGAAACAAGCUGCUGAGCUGGGAGGGAGAGUUGGACUUUUUUUAUAAGUGCACUACAGCAUUAAAGUUGCCUACUAUGUAAAA
Emys orbicularis (European pond turtle) is the source of this 2660-nucleotide messenger RNA. RefSeq names its product microtubule affinity regulating kinase 3 (gene MARK3). Lineage: Eukaryota; Metazoa; Chordata; Testudines; Emydidae. Bases 150 to 2450 code for a protein of 766 amino acids. The record is from RefSeq and is a predicted model, not a curated record. The transcript has 19 exons. Gene Ontology annotation, molecular function: ATP binding; protein serine/threonine kinase activity; tau-protein kinase activity. Gene Ontology annotation, cellular component: cytoplasm; plasma membrane. Gene Ontology annotation, biological process: intracellular signal transduction; protein phosphorylation; microtubule cytoskeleton organization.